Coccinella septempunctata (seven-spotted ladybird) is the source of this 4081-nucleotide messenger RNA. RefSeq names its product protein dispatched (gene disp). The transcript has 10 exons. NCBI's taxonomy places the organism in Eukaryota, Metazoa, Arthropoda, Insecta, Coleoptera, Coccinellidae. The record is from RefSeq and is a predicted model, not a curated record. Bases 587 to 3928 code for a protein of 1113 amino acids.
AAUUUUUUUCCUGCGUUUUCCUUAAUUAUACUAUUUUUGGCCAGUAAAAUUAGGGGAUGAGACCUGAGCAUUUCCAAAAAUUUCUAUACGGAAAAGGCGUCCACUGUGGGAUUUCAACUAUUCAACUACAGAUAGAUUACCUAUAAUAUAAUUUUGCAACAUUAUCGAAAUUAAAAAUCCAACCAACAAAAACGAAAGAAUCGGCAGACAACUGGAUUAAGGGUAGAUUUUAGUAGUGCAAAAGAGAAGUUAAGGCAAUCUUUGGCGUAGGUGCCAUAGUUUCAGUUUUGCUGUAGCAAUUUAAAUUAAUUCUAACGCUUGCGCUGCCCUUGGCCUAAUAACCCACGUAAACCGGCACAGGGGGUUGGGGUAGGUAGACAGCAGAGACCCUGUAGUCCCACCCCUUGAGCCUGGAUCUGUCGAUUCCAAUCACCUAGUCGUUGAGCCAUUAGGAUCAAGGACUGCAAGGCAAGGUCCCCGUUUUCGUUAGUUAACCUAUUUUUGUAUACCCACCAAGAUCUACUAGCGCCUUUGCGUUGGAGAGAAGUACAGUAAUGAUGUACUCACUGAAGUUCAUCUUUGAUCAAUGGGUAACACCUACGAUUCUCCCUUAUUACAUUCAAAAUUUUCUAAGCUGGUAAAUGGUAACUUCUUCAAAAUGAAUUUACGUUGGUUUGCUAAUGCUGUUGUACACCAUCCUUUAGCUAUAAUAUUAGCUGUCAUUGUUUUAUCCGUUACUUGCCUUGUAAUACCAUUUGCAAGAAAGUCGAGAACUUUUCCAAGUUUUUCAGAUCCUCAAUUGGGCUUUUCUACAAGAGGUACAGUCAUCGCUAACAGGCUUACUACAUGGGAAAAUUUGGUUGAAUCUACUAGACCAUCAGGCCAGUUCGCAGUUAAUCCAAAAGAGCUUCUUAUGCUUCAGAAUCUAAGUUCUACUAUCAAUCAUUUGAAACGAAAGAAAGGUCAAAAAAAGAAAAAAUCCAAAAAGGAAUAUGGAGAAGUGUUGGUAAAUGAGAAGAAAAAUGUAACAGAUUAUAACUAUGAUAAUUGGGCAGAAAUAAGAAAAAUGACGAAUGCUAGUUUUAUGUUGAAAGCUAAGGUGAAAAAAGACGAAGGAUAUUUCUGUGGCAAUCCAGAUGAAAAGUAUGCACACCUUGUGAUCAAAUCCAAGAAUAAUUUAUUUGAGUUAUCUUCUCUGAUGACACUGUGUCGUCUUGAGUAUGAAUUAUCAAACGCACAAAACUUUUCUGACUUAUGUGUUCAAAAUACAAAGACAUCCAGAUGCUGUAAGCCUUGGUCUAUAGGAAAUUAUAUAGCAGUAUUAAAUAAUAGGACAUCUUGCUUGGGAGUUAAUGAAGAAGAUGUUAACUCGACUAUCGCAUUACUAAGUAAAUGUGCCAAAUAUUAUUUCAGUUUGAAACUUGUACCAGAUUGUUUUGAAAGAAAAUACCUCUGUAAAGCACCUAAAGAAUGUGUGAAGCAUGAUGCCGUUUAUAACAUUUUGAAUUUCUUGAGUUCCACUGAUUUUAUAUCAGAAAAUAAUACAUCAGUUGAAAAUAUUCAACUUCAUGAAACAAUGUUAUUUUUACCGCUUGCUGGAAGCACAGCCAUUUUACCAUAUUUCCAUACUGUAGAGAACUUAAACCUCAAUUAUGAUGAUAUAGAAAUAGUAGCAAUGGAUUUUGGCAUCAAAAGUUCCUUAUUUGACGAAUAUUUGGUACAUGAUAUGUGGCUGAUGGUACUAGGCACAAUUUUCAUUCUUUUCUGUAUGUGGUUGUAUACCAAAUCAUUAUUCCUGACCAUUGUGACAAUAACUGGGAUAGUAUUCUCACUAGGAAUCUCAUAUUUUUUCUAUGUAAUUGUUUUUGAAUUGAAAUUCUUUCCAUUCAUGAAUCUCCUUGCUGUUAUAGUAGCCAUAGGGAUCGGUUCAGAUGAUGCAUUUAUUUUCUGCAAAAUUUGGACUAAAGUUAAGCAGGAAGAAAAAAACGAAACGAUGGUUCAUCUGCUAACUGACACAUUCCAUCAUGCAUUUGUUACGAUUUUUGUUACUACUUUAACGACUACUGUUGCCUUCAUGGCAUCUUACAUAAGCUCAGUUACAGCUGUUUGUUGUUUUAGUAUUUUUGCUGGAACAGCUGUAAUAAUAAAUUUCUUGCUGAUGGUUACAUGGUUCCCAGCCUGUAUUGUGAUUUGGGAAAGAUCCUGUUAUGUUCCAAGCAGUAUAUCUCAAAAUUUUAUAAUUGCUUCUGUGUGCCGAGGCUGCUCCUACGUUUUUGCUCCAACAUUGGACGUGUUUGCAAAUUUGCCGAAAAGCUCCACCAUCAACGAAUUAUGGUGCUCAAAGGAGAAAUAUCUAUUGAACUGUGUUAUUAAUCUAAGAUACCUAUGGAUUACGAUAUCUUUUGGAAUAGCAGCUGGAAGUAUUGUGAUAGUACUAUAUAAUCCGAAACUUGAGCUACCUGAUUCGCAAGACUUUCAAUUAUUCACUAGCUCCCACCCCUUUGAGCAGUAUGAUUUCGUAUACAAGAAUCACUUUUGGUUUCACCGGGAAUCUCUCAAUUCAGAUUUCAACUAUGAAUUGCCACUUCGUUUUGUUUGGGGAGUUCUACCAGUUGACAACGGUGACCAUCUGGACCCCACAAAUCUUGGUACUCUCGAACUGGAUCCCAACUUCAACAUGUCUGAUCCGAGCUCUCAAGUGUGGCUCUUGAAUUUCUGUAGGAAUCUGAAACGAGAACCGUUUUUUCGCCCUAUGAUGGGUCCUCUGCUCCCGAACUGCUUCAUUGAGACUUUCCUGAAAUCAAUGCAGAGAACCUGCUCAGAUUAUAUGUCGGUCAAAGACCGUACACCAUGUUGCAAUUCUUCGACGUUUCCCUUCAGCCCGGAAGUUUUUGAUAAAUGUAUAAUACAGGAGAUGGCUGAUAUUUACGAGACACCCUCGCAGUUUUUGAUUCCAGGAUUAGCCGGCCCAAAAUUCUCGAAAGACCAAAACCCGACAAUAAAAGUUGUUGUAGUUGAAUACAUUAGUAAUUAUAGUUAUUCAAUGUCCUAUGAUGUUAUGAACGAAUUUUUUAAUCGUGUCGAGAACUGGAUGCGAGAACAAUUGCAGACUGCACCCAAAGGCAUGCAGAGUGGUUGGUUUGUUAGCGAGUUGAAAUUUUAUGAUUUGCAGAAGGAACUAGCUAGUAGUACUUUUUAUGCUAUCUUGCUGUCAAUGGGCUUAGCUUUAGCUGUUCUGUUGUUCUCCACACUGAAUCUUCUGAUAAGUUUCUUUGCUAUCCUAACAAUCACUUGUAGCAUAUUUGUGACCAUUGCCAUACUAGUGCUGUUAGGUUGGAAGUUGAAUAUAUUAGAGUCAGUUGCUAUUUCUACCGCCAUUGGUCUGGCGGUAGAUUUUAGUUUACACUACAGUGUUAAUUAUAGAUUGUGUCCAGUGGGUUUAGUCAAUAAUCGUCAGGCUGCAACCAGUUUCGCCCUGUCGAACAUGGCUGGGCCCGCACUGAUGGCUGCUGUAACCACAGGUGCAGCUGGAGCUUGUAUGUUACCAUCCCUCAUAUUACCAUACAUACAAAUAGGUAUAUUUUUAGUGAUUGUUAUGAGUGUUAGUUGGUUGUAUGCUACCUUCUUCUUGGGGUCCCUAUUCGCAACAAUAGGACCUCAGAAUCAUUUUGGUCAAUUCUCUUACUCUAAAUUGUGUCAAUGUUUCAAAGGAAAUCCAUCCAGGGAUAGAACUCGAAGCCAGCCCACGAAUUCUUCUAUAUCAGACACUCACGAGUUGGAAAUGCUGACUGAUAAAUCCUUGAAAACCAUUUCCCUGUCUUUACAGAAAUCUCCUAAGGGUGGUGGCACAAACCAAAAUAGGGUACUUUCUGAUCAGUCGCCGUCGGCCACUAGCGCAAUUACUAUUGUAAUGGCAGAUGAAAAUUGACUAUGUAUUAUAUUAGAGGUGUGUUCUGUGAUACUCAUAUAUAAUUAUAUAUUAUGUGUUUUAUUUUUCUAGAUCUUUUUUUUGUAUGCAAAUACAAAUUUUAUCAGUAUAGAUUAGUCUAUUUAUGUAAUUAAAAAUGAUCACUCAUGAUAA